Molecule: messenger RNA, 1468 nt
Organism: Brassica napus (rape)
Lineage: Eukaryota; Viridiplantae; Streptophyta; Magnoliopsida; Brassicales; Brassicaceae
Exons: 2
Coding region: 141-1325 (394 amino acids)
Source: RefSeq, a predicted model, not a curated record
CGAGGCGAAAAUCAUAAGAGGAAGUUGGAACGUUAACAAAAAUUCGAAACUCUAAAUUAGCGCCAAAUAACUUCUAAACUAUUUUGACCAAAAAAAAAAAGAAAAUUUUUCUAAAUUCCAAAUCAGCCAGACAGAGAAGAAUGUGGAAGAAAGGAGAGCUAGUGUGGGUGAGCUUAAACCCUUCAGAUCCAUGGGUUCCGGGUCGGAUCCUUGAUCCAUGCGAACCGUUAGGAAUCCUCGUUUCCUUCUUCGACCUGAUGAAACCACGCUACGUUCCAAAGCCUUGUCUCCGAAGCUUCGAUCGCGAUUUCGAAACUCUAGUUGAAGAUUCGUUGAGGUUCCGCCGCUUCGUGAACAGAGCUCUGCAAACGCACUUCUGGCACAUCUCCUUUGGGCUUUGGUGUUCUUGCCAACCGCCGAUCGAUUCGCCGUACUUGGACAGAGGAUACUCUCUCCCUUGUUCUCCUCCUCUUAGUUCCGAUUCGGCUUUGAGUUUUGUUCGAGAGAUGGCCGUUUCGCGACGAGUGCCUCUUCGGAGAUUAGCUGAGACCAACGGUUCGACCGCUCAGAUCCUUAGCUUUAGGCGUUACGCUGUUGAUUUGAAUCGCUCUGAAUCUGUCUAUGAAGAAGUUAUAGAAAGUGCAAAGCUAAUGGAUAGUGCAGAGGAACAAGAUUGGUAUCUCGAUCCCUCCAACAACAGUAGUGAUUUGAGUCUAAGAGAUCCAUUGCCUAAGGAUAUCCAUUGCUGUUCUGUUGACAAAGUAGUUCAGAGUUGGAAUCCGAGGAGCCCUGUGAUCAGCUCUGAUCCUUGCGUUAUGAAAGCUUGUGCAACCAUGGCUAGAAGAGUUGAGACUGAUGUUCAGGUGGAGGAGGAGCAUAAGAGCGCUGUAGAAGAGUUGGAAGAUAGAAAUGAAAAGGAUGUUGAAGAUGAGAAAGGUCACAGUGAAACAAGUGAUAAGGAAGAUGAGACAUCUAAGAGAGAAGAGGAGGUGGAGACUGAGAACCUGAACUGUAGUGUUAGAGAAGAUGGAGAGGCAGAGAAGUUACAAGAUACAAUUGACGAGGAGGCUGGAGUUGAGACAUCAGAUGGUGAGUGUGGUGAUGAAGAAGAAGAAGAGGAAAAGGCUGAGGAGUCGAGGAGUAAUAAGAAGGUAGAUUUAAGGAAAAUGACACUAGGAGAAUGGUUUGAAUUCAUGGAGGUUCACGUGCAGAAACAGAUAGUUGAGGAGACGGAGAAGAUGUUUGAGCUAAUGAGAAGUAAAGCUUUGAGAGUUGACCAGUAUAUUGCAGAGCAGAAGCAAGCAAUGGGAAAAGGGAGUGUGUGAGUUAAUUAUCUAUACCUGAGAGUAUCAUGAUCCUCCUUUCUAAGUUAAGAUCUUUGUUAAUGUUGUUAUGUGGGUGAGAUUGUUAAAAGCACCUGUAUAAACUCACUUGGUGCUAAUCGAGAUGAUGAUUUUGUUUUGUGCUA